Messenger RNA from Branchiostoma belcheri (Belcher's lancelet), 4001 nucleotides. RefSeq names its product midasin-like. The transcript is spliced from 5 exons. The coding region runs from base 760 to 2223 and encodes 487 amino acids. Lineage: Eukaryota; Metazoa; Chordata; Leptocardii; Amphioxiformes; Branchiostomatidae. Gene Ontology annotation, molecular function: A2-type glycerophospholipase activity. The record is from RefSeq and is a predicted model, not a curated record. Gene Ontology annotation, biological process: arachidonate secretion; phospholipid metabolic process.
UUCCGUUAUUCCAGGUAGCUUGAGAGUUGGGUGAGACAGCCAUGGAUUCCCGUUGCCUGCUGCUUCUGCUCGCCGCCAUCUCGCUCCUUGUUUCCGGCACAGCGGCCAUCCCCUUCCGAAAGGCGUACCGAAACAGCGCGGUGGACGACAACCUCCUCAAGGCCCUCCUCCGCGUGCAGGAGCUGGAGGAGGAAAAGGCUGCCGAAGAGGAAGCUGAGGAGGCCGUGGCGGAAACGAUAACCAAGGCUGCUGGAUGAAGAGGAGGCAAGGAGAGAGGAGGAGGCUUUAGCCGAGGAAGCGGCGGCAGAGAGAGCAGAGGACGCGCGCUUCAACCUGCCGGCUUACGACUUCGAGUAUCCGGAAUACGAAGAUCCUGAAGAGAUCCCUUCAAACGACAUCAAUGGCGAGCUGUAUGAACCCCUGCGCGCCGACACCCGUUCCCUCGAGCUGCCGUACAACAGCUACCCCCGGCAGCAGUACGAGGACGAAGUGGACCGAAGAGGCGACGACAAGUACGACCUAGACAAGUUAUAUCCCGACCUGCCUGACCCUGAUCCUGAACCGCAGAUCUCCGAACCGGAUGACGCGCUCAGCCCAGAAGAGUACGCCGCCCUUCUGGACUACCUCGGACUGCAGGAAGACACCAGACGUUCCGACGGUUACUACGACGACGAGGAAGUGAGCACCUUAGCCGAUUACGACCCGAGGAAGACAGCGAAGAGGACAAGAGACCGCGACGCCUACCAUCGCGCGUACAACAUGUUCUGGAGCAAGUUGGGCAAGCCACGCGAGGAACGACAAUGGGAGGACAGUACGGAUGAUGGCAUGGAGGAGCAGGACAACUGGAACGAAAGCGGCGCGUACAGAGUUCAGGAUCUGGGAGCGGACAAAAAGGCACUGGAGCGUCCGGGAGACCAGGGCAGAGUGAGCUGGCGUCAUCCCGGGAACGACGUGGACACAGGGUACACCGGGUACGAGCCCUACCAGAGAGAGAAAUACCCGUCUCCGUUGGAAGACAUGAUGGAAGCAUACGAACCUUAUGAAGACGAAGAAAGAUACCAGGAACGAAGUAGCCAACCCGAGUGGGGCGACAUCGCCCAAGACGAACAACAGGAUGACGACUACGAAACCUUCCUGACUCGGAACGAAAGAAACGACAAGAUUCUGGACGCGCUUUAUGAAGACCAGAUUCCAGCCAACGCAGUCGAUGCUGCAGACCCAGAAGAGGAAGAUGACAAGGACUUUGACAAGUACGAGAAAAUGGCCGAGGCCUUGCUGAGAGAGUAUCCCGAACUGGCUACCGCAGCGGAGAAGGUGCUAGACGAGAUCAUAGACGAAGAAGAUGCCGAAGACGCGGAGAGACGCGAAGAUGGCAUCUUCGGAGAUGAAGGAGAGGCCGAAGAACCAAGCUUCGAAGAAGAGCAGCAGAACAUCGAAGACAGGGCCGUGAAAAAUCCCCUGGAAGGGUACACACACAACAACAUCGACAUCCUUCAGAGGAAGCGGCUGUUCCAAGACGAAGGAGAAGAAGAGGAAGAAGAGGGGGAGGAGGGUGGUGGGGACAAGGAUGACGACGACAAACUUAGCUACUACGACAUUUUAAAACCAGAUGACGAGAUGGAUAAUGGCGAGGAGGCAGACAGUGACGCGGAGGAUCCGUACGCACUAGACGACGUCUACGACGCAAACGACGAAAAGAAAGCCGAUGUGGUAGAGGACUAUCCCGACGACUACCCCGACAUCCCUCCAGAAACAGCCGAAGACGAGCCGAGGAGCCCCGAAGCGGAAGACCUAGCCCUGGACGAGGACCGAGUGGAGGCCUUUCUGGACAAGGUGGAGGAUCUUCUCAAAGCGACUGAAGCAGUGUCCCCUCCACUCUGUCCAGUGAACGUGUCGGACUGUCACCUGAUAGAAAGCGGGAGUCCUCUCUCCUCCGGGCCGUACAAGGAGUACUUCACCGCCGUGUGUAACAGACACGAGGCCUGCUAUCAGUGUGGUUCCGCGCACGGUAUCUCGUCGUCCACCUGUGACCGCGCCAUGAAGUACGACCUGGCCGAGGUGUGCGACAUGCUGGCAGAGGUCGAAGGUCAGGACGUGGACGACAUGUGUAAGAUGAAGGGAGAGGCUCUCCACCUGGCCGCUCGACUCAAACGCGCUUAUCAGGAAACGACAGUGCCAGAGUGUAGCUACAAGUGCGUGAUGGAGUUCAUAGUGGGGUCAUAGCGCGGAGGAUCCGCACGAGGGCGCUUCUAUCCGAACAACCGCAGACAACAGCGAGUCUCGUUUGCCAAACACCAGACACCCUAUGCCUAACCGUCAGCACUGUCUAGCACUGUCCCUAGUCUCUCUGUCUACCGCUACUGGCUUGUGAUGGGUUGACUACCACUACAGGGAACAACAAAACGUUCCUUUGAGCUUUGUGUAGUUUCGAAGUGGAUCGCGAGGUGGCGUGCGUUACUCUCGUAACUCAAGAGAUGUUAACAGGCAUUGUGUGUGGUACACGCUAGUCGUAUCGACGCUGGGAUUUGCGAAAUUAACAUAUAACAGUUAAUUGCUACUUCUAUUACUUCAUGGUAAAGUUCAGUGCGUCCGUAAGUCCUGUAUUUUCAUGAUGCGUUGUUCAUAUGCCUUGCUGUUUCUUGAAAUUUAUGCUAAGUGCAGUGUUUAACAUUUGACAAGCAAUUCACGGAAUUGACUUUUUAAAGUAUUGGGGUUAUUUGAUUGAAAUGUCGAUGAAGAUGAGGGAAGUAUGGUGGUUGAACGAUACGUUUAAAGUACAACAUAUCUCUUUUUCAGCACUUGAAAAUUUGGCAUUUUUUGUCAUGUUGCUAGGAUGCUUUUAAAUUUGAGAAGGAAGUAUAAGAACAUCGGCAAUGAUCAUUUGAACGAUAUUCCGUAGUGCUGCAUUGGUGUCAACACAACAAGUCAGAUUAAAAAGGAGUAGAGGCAAGAGCAUUGUGAGAAUCCUAUACACAAGAGAAAACAUAUUGAGAAAGGAUUAUAAACUUAAAGACUGGUCUUGAAUGUUAGGUACAAAAAUGGCUGAAGUAACACCUUAAUUUUAGUGAUUCAAACACCAAUCUUUCACAAAUCCCUCAAGCUUGGAAUAGAAGACUCUUAACAAUCAGAAUACAGAAGAAGUGCCAGGUCUAAGUUUAAUAGUUAAAGCAGUCCAACCUAUAACUAUUGUCUAUCAAAACAUGCCUAUAACUGCUGGAAUAUUCUUACAUACCUAUGAUAAUGGAAGGUGAUUCUAGCUUGAUUACAGUUUCUUUGUGGGACCAUUCGUAAACCUAGGGCAGAAAUCUUACUCUGUUCUAUGACGUUGAAGUGCCACCUAUCAACUAUCUGCAGUACUGCAACUUUCGAAAAAGACAAUUGUACACAGGAAGUGAAAAUAAAUGCGGACUUCAGACAACGUAUAUUGUGAAAGUUCAAACAUACUGAGGAAAAAUGGCAAGAGAUGCUAAGAGAUAUGAAGAGCUCAGAGCUAUAUACACAAUCUAUUUUUGUCGUAGUUGAUGGUAUAGUAAAAAUGAUGUUGUUAUUAAUAACGUGAUAUGCAUUCAUGCUGGUUUAGGUAUGGUAUCUAUAUAAAGUCUACAGAUAUUUGAACGUACAAACAGGUCCUGACGUUACAACAGUAUUUUGAUGUCAACACAAAGAAAGAAACCGUGGUACAUAUGAAAUGGCAAACACAAUAUAACUUUAAUGUUAUGGAAAUAUAAACUUAUAAAUGAACUUAAGUAAAGGUAUAGGAGUCUCAAGCAAAUGUACUCUAAGUUGGGUGAGAUUCGCCAUUUAAAUUUUGAUCGGUAACGUCUUUUUCGAUUGUAACGUUCUAUGUUUAAAGACUUGACCUGUGCACAUUGAUUGUAUCGACUGGUUGAUCUGAAAUGUACCUUGAUGUUCACGUCGUUGGAAACGGUUUUUGGCGACGCCUCAUGGCCGGAGCCUUUUUGUUGUUGCUUACAGCCUGAAUACACAAAGUGUACAAGUUA